AUCAUGUCCGGCAUAAGUGAGUUCUAUCGCGACAAGGUGGUGUUCGUGACCGGUGGUACCGGCUUCAUCGGGAAGAUCGUGGUGGAAAAGCUGCUUCGAACGUGCGAAGUGAAGGAAGUGAUUUUGAUGGUGCGCGAGAAAAAGAACACGCUGCCAGAGCAGCGCAUCAAGACACUUUGCGCAUCGCCGAUAUUCGAACGUUUAGCUAAAAAGAAUCCCAACUACCAGGACCGGAUUCGUGUGAUCGAAGGCGAUCUCGAGAAGCCCAACUUUGAUCUGUGCCCGGAAAGCUUGGACUAUCUGAAGGAGCACACCAAUGUCAUCCUGCACAUUGCGGCCACGGUAAAGUUUGACGAAGAAAUGAUCAAAGCAAUCACGAUCAACCUUGCUGGCACACGAACCGCGCUAGAGAUAGGCCGUCAGUCCAAAAACCUACAGAGUUUCGUGUACGUUUCAACGGCAUACUCGAACAGCUACGACGAACACAUUCAGGAGCGGGUCUAUCCGAUCGACUGUAACCCGGAAAAGAUCCUGGCCAAUCUCGACGACGAGAAGUUGAUACAGGACGUGAUCAAGUACUCACUCAAAUGGCCCAACACGUACACCUUCACGAAGGCGCUCGCCGAAGCGCUAACGCUCGAAUAUCGCCAACACUUCCCGGUCGCGAUCGUGCGCCCGUCCUGCGUUAUGGCCAGCCUGAACGAACCGAUACCCGGCUGGUGCGAUUCGAUCUACGGCACAAACGGCACGUUCAUCGGCUGGUACUAUGGUCUUAUCCGCACGAGCCACAUUGAUCCGGAGGUGACGAUCGAUACCGUGCCGGUGGACUACGUUUCGAACGCGAUCAUUGCCGUCGGAUGGAAAACAUACAUCGAAAGAGCUCAGGAACCGGAACUGCUGGUGUACAACUGUGUCAGCUCCACCGACAAUCCACUAACGUUUGACGAACGAAGACGUGAGUGUGAGAAGGCGUGCAAGAAGCAUCCGCUCCUGACGGGGAUCUACCGACCGAUCACCUUCGCCUCGAGCAACGAGAUCAUGUUCCGGCUGUACUCGUUAGUGCUACACUAUCUGCCCGCUUACAUCAUGGACAUGGCCUUGAAGUUCCGCGGCGAGAAGCCUCGUCUAGUCGAUACGUACAUGAAGAUCGAUAAGGUCGUUGCCACGGUGAAGAAGUUCUCCAACACCACAUACUUCUUUGACAAUCAGAACAUGAAGGACCUGUAUCUGGCCAUGAGCCCAGUAGACCACCAACAGUACCCUUGCGAUAACCGAAACUACAGCUGGCGUCUGUAUUUCGAGGUUGCCGUGCCAGGGCUGAAGAAAUACUUCUUCAAGGAGGACCUAAACAACGUGAAGCGAGCCCGCCAGGCGAUGCGCAAGAAGGAGCUGAUCGUGAACACCACGGUGUUUCUAAUCGUCGGCCUGAUACUGCUCCAACUUUACUAUCUACUGCGCUAAUGAAGA
Messenger RNA from Anopheles maculipalpis, 1467 nucleotides. RefSeq names its product fatty acyl-CoA reductase 1-like. The transcript is spliced from 7 exons. Lineage: Eukaryota; Metazoa; Arthropoda; Insecta; Diptera; Culicidae. Bases 4 to 1461 code for a protein of 485 amino acids. Gene Ontology annotation, molecular function: alcohol-forming very long-chain fatty acyl-CoA reductase (NADP+) activity. Gene Ontology annotation, biological process: long-chain fatty-acyl-CoA metabolic process. Gene Ontology annotation, cellular component: peroxisome. The record is from RefSeq and is a predicted model, not a curated record.